AAUUUUUGAGGUAAAAAAAUAUUUAUAUAAAGAAGACAUUUCUAAUGACCAGAAUAUUUUAUGAAUUUUAUUUGCAAAUGCGAAGGCUGCGUAGAGAGAGGCGAGAAUCUGAUAAAUGGAAUAAAACGGUUUCAGAAAAUGCCACUCUAUCACUAAACAGGAACUACAGGCAGAGGCGAAGUAACUUUGACUUUCUUCCAGAAGGAACUACUUUCAGUUACUUCUUUGAGUUUACUGGGAUACUGUUUGGCUACAAUGAAGAUUUCGACCAGAAAUAUAUUCUAGAUUUUCCCGUUGUUUAUAACUUUCCCUCCCGGGAUACUAAACGUAGAUCUCCUAGAUCCUCACCAAGGUUGUCCAGGUCGUCAAGAUCUCCAAGUUCUCCAACUUCAACUGUUCUUGAUGUUAUUCAUCAUGUGCAAAAUAUGUUCUCCAGAUGUAUUUAGAGUUAGAAUCCCCUCUAGCUAGAGGUCCUGAUGAUAUUCUGUUUGGUGGUAUUCUAGAUUUUUAUCUGAUUCCGUACACUGAGGUUCCAAGGUUUGCUGACCUUAGUAAAAUGUUCACACGGUCUCAUGUUUUAAGGAACUUAGCCAGA
This is a messenger RNA of Eurytemora carolleeae, 595 nucleotides long. RefSeq lists its product as uncharacterized. NCBI's taxonomy places the organism in Eukaryota, Metazoa, Arthropoda, Copepoda, Calanoida, Temoridae. Bases 45 to 446 code for a protein of 133 amino acids. The transcript has 6 exons. The record is from RefSeq and is a predicted model, not a curated record.